AUGAUACCAAUAGAACUGUCUGAACGACUGAGUGAAAUAGUUGCUAAUUCUAAAGUGCUAAGACAACACACCAAUGCAAAAAGCGAUAAAAAUGAAGACAGUUAUACUUAUGAUCAAAGUUCAGACUAUGAACAUGUCAAAACUGUUAGUAAAGACAGAAAUAACAAAGUUUCAUUCAAUAAAAAUAGGAGAACCAUUAACGAACCAGAUGGUCCUGAAAAUCAAAAUAUUAACGUAGAUCAAUUAGCACAAGAAAUUAAAGAAAGAGUUAUUAAAGAAUUACUCAGUAAGUUUUUGCGAUUAAAACUAGCAAAAAAGUUAAGUGAUGAGAAUCGAAAAAUUAAGAGAGUUGGUAAAAGGCAAAAACACUUGCGAGAAAGAAAAGCUACAACAAAACCUUCAAACAUCCAACACAGUAUCAAACAUAUAACAAUAAGAAAACAAAAAUCAACAACUAUAACAACCAACUAUGGCAGAUGGUAUGUUACCCCAAGUCAGUUGAAUACUGACGCAGAUUUAAUAGUUGAAGAAAUCCCUAUAAUCGAAGAAACUGAUCUUAGACCGAAGGCUAACGAUAGCUAUGAGUAUUAUGUUGCCCCAGAAAAAGAAGACAAUGUCUUCACGAGUAUCGAAAACAACGCCGAUAUAGAAAUAGAAAGCAAUCGUGGUAAGCUAGCAACACAAAAAUAUGAAACACAUCAAAAGCAAGUAGAGAAAUAUUACAGCGAAAAGAGUAAAGAAUCAGAUGAAAACAAAAAAAAUCCUGAAAAUAUACGGUUUGAUGAUAAAGAAGAGGUCCAAGAUACGGACAGCGUGGAAACUAAAGCUCAAGAACCACAUCAAGUAGAACAGAACACGGUGAAGCCAAUCAGGCAGCAUUUUCGUUGGACUUCUCCAAAUUACUACGCAAGCUUACCAACUAUAGCCGAACAGUAUAAUUUUGAUGAGCCACUUCCAGAUAAAGACAGAAAUUGGAAAAAUAUUUAA
Parnassius apollo (apollo) is the source of this 987-nucleotide messenger RNA. The record is from the annotation of a GenBank genome assembly. Lineage: Eukaryota; Metazoa; Arthropoda; Insecta; Lepidoptera; Papilionidae.